This is a messenger RNA of Eriocheir sinensis (Chinese mitten crab), 982 nucleotides long. RefSeq lists its product as uncharacterized. The transcript is spliced from 3 exons. Lineage: Eukaryota; Metazoa; Arthropoda; Malacostraca; Decapoda; Varunidae. Bases 1 to 369 code for a protein of 122 amino acids. The record is from RefSeq and is a predicted model, not a curated record.
AUGAAGAGAGAGCGCCGGCACCACAGCCUGGCCGCCGUCAUACCUGUUGGUCGCCUCGCCCGGCACACGCCUUGCUCCCCGCUCGGGCGCCGCCGCGAGGCCUCCCUGGCUAUCGGGACGCCCUUUCUCGGGCCCCCUAGCUAUCGGGACGCCCUCGGUUCGGGUCCCAAGGCAGGUGUGGGGCUAAUCACCAGUGUGUGCGGUGCAGGAGAGGAGGCUGAGAGGACAGGUGACCUUGCCUUAACGACCCCGGCGGCGGCGGACAAAGAGACUAUGCCACCCGUCCCCCCGAGCCCCGCCGCGCCCGCCCCCCUGUGCCCCCCCGAGGCUGCCCCCCUGGCGGCGCGGCAGCGGGCGGCGCGGGGGUAGGAGCCCAGGAGGAGGGGGAGCGCCACGCCCUGUGGGAUGCUAGCUAGCCCCCUGGGGAGGACGCGCCCCCCGCCCCCCCUCGGCCAGCCUCGUCAAGCCACACGCCGACAUGGGGACAAACGCACCGAAGGGCCGAGGGGACGCCGCCCCCGCCCGGCCCGAGGGGGAGAUGGACGCCCUGCUGCUGGGACGCACGAGAGAUCUCAAGGUUGGCCCCGCGGACCCGUCACCCCGCUGUCCCCGCUGUGGCUGUGUGUCUGAGUGUCGUAAUGUGGCUCCCGCAGCACAUCGCUACCACCACCGCUACCGAGGCGCACCACUGCCACCAUUGCUACCAAUCCACCACCACCACCACACCAUAGCUCCUCCCCACCCCACCCACCACUUUAUACCGUUCCAUGCCCACCCCGUCUACCACCACCAACCACUACCACCGCCUCCACACCACAAUUUCAAUACCGUUCCCUCCCCACUCCAUCCACCAUCACCACCACAACCACCACCACAACUAUGGGUGAAAUGGACGACGGGGACUUUCUGCCCCCGUCAUCAAUAUCAUCCACAACUCAUUGAUUCACUCCACUCCAGACAAGUCUCCUUUUCCUUCACGUUC